CUAACAGAACAACAACAUCCUUGUGGAACACAAUGAUUUAUUUAUGGGAUAAAGGGCUCCAGUUGCCUUUCGUGUUCAUACACUGUAACGGUAUGUUGUCAGUGUGUGUGUGUUUGAGUGGCUGCCCACCGCCACUUUGACAGUUGACUGUUGCAUACUAAGAAAACACACCCGCCAUUGAAACCACGUCAAAAACACAGCGGUAUGGGCGAAACCUAAAAAGAAGAAAUAACGAAACACACACUUUAAAAAAAAUAGACGACCACAGAAGAGCGUACACCCGACAUUGGCUCUCCUCUUUCUCUUCUCCUCUCCCCUGUCUACCCUCCGCCUUCCUCCACCUCCUCCUCUUCUCCUCCCUCCUCCCACCCUGGGACCGAGAAUGCCCAUGUUGUACUGACACUGUACUAGCGAUACGGGCUGAGCAGACAUGGAGGCCCGACUAACGAGGGAGGCCCGCGCUGACACAUCCAGGCCCAGCUAACGGCGAGUUGGAGUGGAUUUCGGAGCGUCUCGGCACAUAUUACGGAUACCAUUCGCUGACUUGGACGAUACAAAUAUGUGGCCACCGCGUUGAUAACACACCAGGGGUGGACACAGGACAAAAUAAUGUGAACUACGUUUCUGGACAGUUUAAGAGUUGAAGGACGGAGAAAGAGGGCUGGACAGCCAAGGAAGGGAGAGAAAACACCUCAAAUCAAGGAGAUCUUCCCCCUCACUGUUAUCCACCUCCCCCCUUUCCCCUUCACCCCUAUCCAUAUUCCUUCUCUAGAACUGUACCAGGGAUCCACAACAUACCCUCCCUAGUAUACCUGUACACUCCUUAAAGUUUUGAUGGAUCAGAAGAUGCAGGGAGGAUCUUCAGCUCCUCCCCCUCUUAUCUCAGCUACUUCCAGUGGUGAAAGAGACAAGGAGGGAGGAGGAGGGAAAAAAGAGGAAGAGGAUGAAAAGCAGAGAGACAGAGAGAAGGAGGGAUCUAACAAUGUCUCAAGUGGUAAUGGGUGUGCAGGUGCAGAUGCUCCAGGAGGUGCUGGUGGCGACCAAUCACAUUUCUCCAUUAAAGAGAGCAGCCUGUGUGAGGGCAAUGUCAAACUUAAGAUUGGUCUUCAAGCUAAACGAAUGAAGAAACCACCCAAAAUCCUGGAGAAUUAUGUGUGUCGACCAGCCUUCAGGGCCACUGUUCGGCAUACAGGGCGCGGUGGAGGAAGUGCACGUGGAAAUCGUGCAACAACUGUAAAUGAUGGGUCAAGCAAUCAAAGCCAGAGUCCAUCACAAGGCAAGGAUAAAGAGAGGGAGAAGAGUCCAUCUAUCAACAAACAGCCCUCAUCAUCCUCAUCAACCCCUUCACUCAAAGCUCCUACACCACCACCACCUCCUGUUUCUACUCCACCUUCUGCCAACAUGUCUCCCUCCCCAGGAAUCGGGAAUACUUUAGCAAAAAAGGGUCCACCAAAGAUUGACUGCAAGUCUGACACAAAGCCAGACACAAAAGCCGCAGCCACCAAUUCUGAGAGACCCCUUAACCUUCACCGCCCUCCUCUAGACAGUAAAACACAUUCCUCUGGGAAGAAAGCACUGACUCCACAACUCAACCCAAGGACAUCCUCACCUUCUCCACCACAACCUGCAUCAAUAGAACCAAGCUUUGAAGGUGUUAAACCCCCUCAGUACACCUACAGCACUGAAAAUCAGAGAGACAAAGACAAAGGUGUCCAGAACUGGGGAACGCCUACAGUCACAGAGAAGUUAGCUCAACUCAUAGCAACAUGCCCACCAUCAAAAACCUUAAAGCCAGCCAAACCCACAAAGAUUGAACCAGCCCCUUCACCCCCAAGCCCAGGCUUUAUGGCCCCAACAGCCAAACAGCGUGACAGGGCUUUGGCCAAUAGGAACACAUACUCAAGGAUUGUCCACCUUUCUCCACCUCCUCCUGUAUCACGACCACCUGGUCGGCCCUAUGGUUCCAGAAACAAAGACAGUGUUAUGGACAGUUCACCCAGCUUGACACCACUGAGAAAAGAGGAUGCAGAUGUGAGUGGAAAAACAAGCAACAACAGUGUUACCUUCAGCAACAGCAUCAAUAUGAAUAGCACCAUCACCAGUAGUCGUAGCAGCAGCCCAGCACUCACUUUUGUCAGUAACCGCUUGUCACCGUUGUCAAAAGAUAGCACCAAUGAGAACAGUAGCAUUUCUAAGCCACAUUCACGUCCUGCUCACAGUCAACCCAACAAUGGAAACUUGUCCUCAUGUCCAUCCUUUAGCACCAGUUCAAUUGAGCAGAGGACAAGUGUAGUGAGUCACCUGGGUUCUCCCUCACAUGGAUACCAUGCAGCAGAAAGUUCUGCUCUUGCUGAGGAAAGCAGUGAAAGCGAAAAGGAGCAAGACAGGGACAUCCCCAGAGACUUAACAAAAUGCCCUCACCUAACGGGAAUGGGAAAGUUAGAAGGAAAAGACAAAGGAGGUCAUUAUCAUUCAAUGCGAAUUGAAAGGGGAAAGAGCUCUAGUCCAAGCAAGCGAAGCCCGAACCGAGAAAGUAAUCGACCCGGUCGUACUUUGAGCCCUCCAGAGUCAGUUAGACAAAGGGCACCUUCUCCCCCGGAGCCAGAGGAUGAGGACAGUCGUCCACAUACACCUUACAGAGAUGAUUCUCCGGAUUCAUCUAUUGAUUCCCCAGCUGAGCAAGACAGGAAACCUCUGAAAAAACGCAGAGGAAGGAAGCCACGCUGGAACCGAAUUUUUAACAACACAGAGAGUCAAAAAAGAGACCAGAACAGUCCUUUUGACCAGAGCAGAACCACCAUGUCUAUAUCGUCAAGCUCAGAAAUACAUUUGCCACAUGUGAAAAGACCAGUGGGUAGGCCUCCUAACCCAAAUAAAGUUAAACCAACCAACCAUUCUGUGCCACAAAGUCAAGUGUCACAGCUUUUCCCACUGCAGCUUAAAAAAAGGGGAAGGCCAAAGUCCAAAAUGCCAACACUUCAUGCCCCUGCUCAUGGGCAACCACCAAAUAAGCUGGUCCCUUCUAAGGUCUUCUCUUCUUUUCUCAAGUCCAAAGAAGAGCAGGACCCACCUGUCCUUCACCCAGAGGUAGAUUUUAACCCUCCUAAACCAAUGCCUAGAAAACGAGGACGCCCAAAGCGCCUUCCCCCUACCUUACCCCAGGAAGGUCAACCUCCCACAUUGGCUCCAGAGGCAGGAGAGAUGGGAGACAAACGUUUCUGCAGUAAAGGAAAUGGGCAGCUUAUCAUGAAAACUAUUAUAGGUAAAAUCAACAAAAUGAAAAGUGUGAAAAGGAAACGCAUUCUCAGUCAAAUCUUGUUAGGCCCAAGACCAGAGGACACCCCAAAAUGCAAUUCAAGUGGAGUGGCUGGCUCUGUGGAAGCCACUAGCCAAUUAUCCUCCUUAGCUGCUUCAUUUGGGGGGAAAUUGGGGUCACAAAUUAACGUCAGCAAAAAAGGGACAAUUUAUAUGGGUAAAAGGAGGGGCCGUAAACCAAAAACAUCAAGUAAUUCCACAGCGACAUCACCAUCAGAACCAUUCUUAUCUCCAAACACCAAUUCCCCUCAUCAUCACCACCAGCAAUCCCAUCAACACCAUCAGUUCUCCUCUUCAGAAGUCUUUCCCUCCCCGUCCCUUUCACAGUCAAGUGGAGGCCACAGUCCCAUUAGUGAUGCCAGCUUUGUUGAGCCAAGCUCAGUGCACUUUGUGGGUCAUUCUCACUAUUCCAACUCUCAUCAUAACCACAACACAUUCUCUUUUCCACCCCCAACCUUUUCAGCUCCUAAUCCCCGCAACACAGGGUUAGGUAUGACAUCAUCAUCCAUGACUACAGCAGCUUCCCAGAAGAAGUCAUCUUGCCGUGGAUACCAUCAUCAUCACCACCAUUACAGACAGCACUUUCACUAUCAUAAACUUUCCCCUCCCAGGCCACUUCAUCCCACUUCCCCGGCCCCCCUCAGUGAGCUCAAAGAAGCCACUCCAUCACCAGUCAGUGAGUCACACAGUGAGGAGACAGUGCCCAGUGACAGUGGUAUUGGAACAGAUAAUAACAGCACUUCUGACCGUGGUGAGAAAGCUGGUGGAGUGGGUGGCUUAGGUGCAAUUGGAAUACCACCAGGAAUUGGCAGUGGGAUACUAAUGCCUGGGGUCAUGGGAUCAUCUAUGGGUCCAGGCCUUAAUUCUAGAGGCAGGCGAAGACACUCUGCUGUGCUUAUGGAACGCCCCUCACCCUCUCCAUCACCUCAUGGGACAAGGACACCGCCUGAUCCCCGGAGACCUCACCCAGCAGCCCCUGCCUCGUCGUUAAUAGGACACAAAGAAAAGCAUAAGCACAAGUGUAAACGCCGCAGCCAUGGAUGCCCUGGUUAUGACAAACUUAAAAGACAGAAAAGGAAACGAAAGAAGAAGUACCUGCAACUACGCUCCCGUCGGCUAGACCCUGAUUUUCUUGCGGAGCUGGAUGAGAUUGUUGUAAGACUGAGUGAAGUACGUAUAACACACCGUACAACAGGGCACCGACUUGGUAGUGUUGUUGGCAUAGGAGCAGGAACAAGUAGAAUACAAGGGGUGGGGAGCAGGGCCAGUUCUGGCAUAGGAGGCGCAGGUGGCCCUCCUCCACAUCAUUAUGUCCACAGGGACCUCCUGCCUACAAUUUUCAGAGUUAACUUUGGCAGCUAUUACUCCCAUCCUGCAUACUCCCAUUGUGACCCAUUGCACUAUGUUCGCAAGCCAGAUUUAAAGAAAAAACGGGGAAGGCCUCCCAAACUGAGGGAUUCUAUGUCAGACGUCCCCUUUGUACCUGGGCUUGGGUUCCCACUUUCAAGUGGGGGCUUUUACCACCCCUCAUACAGUGUUCCUUACUCCUCAGGACCCCUGGGUUUAGGCUAUUAUAGAGGCUAUCCUACAGCCAGUGCACUGUAUCCCCAUCCACACCAUCAGUCACCCCACACAGCCUCAUCUCACCACUCUCAUCACUCACCAACCUUCCCUCCUCCUCCCCCAACUUCCUAUGUGCAUCAUCAUCCGUCACAUCUCUUGCUGAACCCCUCUAAAUUUCACAAGAAAAAGCAUAAGCUACUCAGGCAGGAGUUUCUUGGAGGAGGAAGAGCCCCUGUCCUUUACCCACCCAUGUCCUCUGAGCUCUCCUUUAACUGGCAUCAUAAACACAAACACAGACACAAACACAGGGAGCGCUGUGCUGAUGAUGACAGGGAGGAAGGAGCAAGAAGUGGAUCAGGAAGCAGAUCUAAUGCAGGGAUGUCUGAUAGCAGAACAUCAGGGAAAGGUGAGCGAGUGAGCAGCAUGGGAAUGGCUGAGUCUUUACAAAGAUGUCGCUUUGGAAGAGAUGCCUCCAGCACUAGUACUAGCAAGCAGCCUGGUUCUGCUAAUUCCCCUUCUUCAUCCUCAACUUCAUCUGCAGAAAGGUGCAAGCGCAAAGAGAGCUCACUGUCCUGCCUUGGUCCCUCCAGGCUUGCAGUGGGAAAUAGCUCAAAAGGCCAUCACCCAAUAGAGUCCUGGUUUAGGAUGGGAAACUCUGAGGCAGAAUACCCUAAACUCUCUAGGAGUCAUGUGUUGUCUGGCCAAGGUCCCUUCUCAGAUGGACGGACUGAAAACCCAGCUGCUUGCACAGACAGUGAGGAUGAGGAACCUCUCACACCUACGGAGGAGGGAGAACCUGGAGGCCACAACUCCCCAAACCUUACCAAUCUCUUUGCCUCUGCUCUCACUCGUACUGCACUAAAGGGGAGCAGAAACAGAAAGACUGAGGCAGAGUGUUCUGGCUUCUCCAACAUGGAUAGACCGAAGAGCAAAGACCGAUCAACAUCAGCAGAAAGGAGAGACAUGGGGUCAACAAGUGUUCAGUCAAAGGGUGCUGCCCUCUCGACUUCUGAUGGGCCCGAAGGAUCCCUGCAACACAGGCAGCAGCAUCAUCACCAGACUUCUCUGUUUUAUCCACAUGGCUCUACUUCCUCCUCCUCCUGCCUUUCUCCUGCUCAGGAUUAUUGUCUGGGUGCCUCCCUGCCUCACCACUCCCAUCGGGCACAGCCAUCCAAACACAGCCUGCACCACGUCAACAAAAUCUUACGUGCCAAGAAACUGCAGAGACAGGCCCGUACAGGAAACAAUGUGGUAAAAAAGAGGGGCCCCGGGCGUCCCAGGAAACACCCUUUACCCUCUCCACCCCCUUCCCCAACCCCUGUCGUAGAGGUGACUCAGGCCCGGCACAGAGACAGAGUGCUUGAACAGCCUGCGGGGGACAGUGUUUGGGAUGGGGAUACUGUGACAGAUGCCAUUGAGUCAGUCGUCCAAGGGCAGCGUAGGAAAGGCCAGAAGAGAAAGCACUGGGAGAGAAAUGGAGAUGAGGAAGAAGAAGAAGAGGACGGGGAGGUUCAAGAGUCUGAGGACCCACUGCCAAACAGUGAGGAGAACCUGGGUGACCUCAUGGCACGGUCCACAACCGGGACAGGGAGAGUCUGGCUUACUCAGGAGGAGCUUCAGCACUUUCGUGGAUCAAUGGAAAGCAAGCCAGAUGGCCACUGCUCACCAGAACGCCCAGGCACUGUCUCCAGGGAACAAGCUCCUCCCAUUUCCAUAACGAGCCAACGGGAGAAGAGAGCAGCCAGGCCCCCAAAGAAGAAGUUCCAGAAGGCGGGACUGUACUCAGAUGUGUACAAGACUGAAGAUCCCAAAAGUCAACUGUUGCAGCUGAAGAAAGAGAAGCUGGAAUACAUACCUGGGGAACAUGAGUAUGGACUGUUUCCAGCUCCGAUACACGUUGGGAAAUAUCUGCGAAUGAAGCGCAUUGAUUUCCAGUUGCCUUAUGACAUCUUGUGGUUGUGGAAACAUGAUCAGCUUCACAAGAGGCCUGAUGUUCCCCUUUAUAAAAAGAUCAGGUCAAAUGUCUAUGUGGACGUCAAGCCUCUGUCUGGUUAUGAAACAACCACAUGCAACUGUAGACCUUCUGACAACACGCCUGAAAAGGGCUGUCUGGAUGACUGUCUAAACAGGAUGAGCUUUGCCGAGUGUUCUCCCAGUACAUGUCCAUGCGCCGAGACGUGUGAUAACCAGCAUAUCCAGAGACAUGAGUGGGUACAGUGUCUGGAGCGGUUCCGUACUGAAGGAAAAGGCUGGGGCAUCCGCACCAAGGAAACCCUCCGCUCUGGGCAGUUUAUCAUCGAGUACCUGGGAGAGGUUGUUAGUGAGCAGGAGUUCAGGAGCCGCAUGAUGGAGCAGUACUUCUCCCACAGUGGCCAGUACUGUCUGAAUCUGGAUAGUGGUAUGGUGAUUGACAGCUACCGAAUGGGCAAUGAGGCACGCUUCAUAAACCACAGCUGUGAACCCAACUGUGAGAUGCAGAAGUGGUCAGUUAAUGGGGUGUACAGAAUUGGUCUGUUUGCUCUCAAGGACAUCAGCAGUGGCACUGAGCUCACCUACGACUACAACUUCCACUCCUUCAACACAGAGGAGCAGCAAGUGUGCAUGUGUGGCUCAGAGAGCUGCCGAGGCAUCAUUGGAGGGAAGAGCCAGCGUAUUAAUGGCCUGCCAGGAAAGAAUGGAGGGGCCCGGCGGCUGGGUCGACUGAAGGAAAAGAGGAAAUCCAAACACCAGCUAAAGAAAAGAGAGGAAGAGUCCAGUGACAGCAACAAGUUUUACCCUCAUCUCAUGAAGCCCAUGUCCAACCGAGAGAGAAACUUUGUGUUGAAGCACCGUGUCUUUCUCCUGAGGAACUGGGAGAAGAUGAGGGAAAAACAGGAGCUGCUGAAGAGGGAGGGCGAGCGAGAGAGGGACAGUAGCAGCCUGUCCAUUUAUACACGCUGGGGAGGCGUCAUACGUGAUGAUGGCAACAUUAAAUCAGAUGUUUUCCUCACCCAGUUCUCAGCCCUCCAGACAUCGAGGUCAGUUCGCACACGGAGACUGGCUGCUGCAGAGGAAAACACAGAAGUCACACGCACAGCUCGCCUCGCACACAUCUUCAAAGAGAUCUGUGACAUGAUCACCAGCUAUAAGGAUUCCUCUGGUCAGACACUUGCUGCUCCACUGGUGAACCUUCCGUCUCGAAAGAGGAAUAGUCAGUAUUAUGAGAAAGUGUCCGACCCUCUCGACCUGAGCACCAUCGAGAAGCAGAUCCUCACGGGUCACUACAAGACCGUUGAAGCGUUUGACGCAGACAUGCUCAAAGUUUUCCGCAAUGCUGAGAAAUAUUACGGAAGGAAGUCAUCGGUGGGCAGAGACGUGUGCCGUUUACGCAAGGCUUACUACAGCGCUCGUAAUGAAGCUGCUGUCCAGAUUGAUGAGAUCGUGGGCGAGACGGCUAGUGAGGCAGACAGCUCAGACUCACUAGAGAGAGACCAUGGUCACCACCAUGGAAGCGCAGGGUCCCAUGACAAGGACGAUGAUGUCAUCCGUUGCAUCUGUGGGAUGUACAAAGACGAAGGCCUGAUGAUCCAGUGUGAAAAGUGCAUGGUAUGGCAGCACUUCGACUGCAUGCGACUUGAGACGGAGGCAGAGCACUACCUGUGUGAGCAGUGUGAGCCUCGGCCUGUAGACAGCGAAGUUCCUAUGGUACCCCAGCCCAGCUAUGCUCAGGCUGGAUCAAUCUACUACAUCUGCCUCCUGAGAGAUGAACUGCUGCUUCACCAAGGUGACUGUGUCUACCUGAUGAGAGACAGCAGGCGCACAUCGGAGGGACAACCUGUCAGACAGUCCUACCGUCUCCUGUCCCACAUAAACCGAGACAAACUGGACAUCUUCAGAAUCGAGAAACUCUGGAAAAAUGAAAAGGGCGAGAGGUUCGCCUUUGGCCAUCAUUACUUCCGUCCCCAUGAGACACAUCAUUCUCCAUCAAGGCGGUUCUACCAGAACGAGUUGUUCCGCAUGCCUCUCUACGAGAUCAUCCCCCUGGAGGCAGUCGUGGCAACCUGCUGUGUUUUGGAUCUCUACACCUACUGCAAAGGACGACCGAAGGGUGUAAAAGAGCAGGAUGUUUACAUCUGUGAUUAUCGCCUGGACAAGUCGGCUCAUCUCUUUUACAAGAUCCAUCGUAACCGCUAUCCAGUCUGCACCAAGCCAUAUGCCUUUAACCAUUUCCCCAAACGUCUCACACCUAAAAGAGACUUCUCGCCACAUUAUGUUCCUGACAACUACAAGAGGAAUGGAGGUCGCUCUGCCUGGAAGAGUGAACGACCAAAAGGCCCCGGAGGCGAGGAUGACGUCUCUUCAUGCGACAGAGGUGACGACUUUCCACCUGAGGCGGAGGAGGAGAGGGGAGCAGAGGAUGACAUGGAGGUGGCGCAGGAGGACCCUCGACUUCUUGCAGCAAAGCCUAAAAGAACUGAGCAGGAAGAUGAGGAGGAAGACGACGAGGAAGAGGAAGCCCAGGAAGCUGAAGGGCACAAAGAAAUGGAAGCAGAUUCCACAGAGAGGAUCGGCGAGAUGCUGGAACUGCCUUCAUCCUCCGCAUCCUCACCGUUACAUCACCCAGCCUUGGGCAGGAGGGAGGCGCAGAGGGAGCGCCUCAACAAAAUCCUGCUGGACCUGCUGCACAGAACUCCCAACAAGAAUGGUGAGGCACCGGGAACAAAGCAGGGGGCCAUUGAUGUCACUUACCUCCUGGAGGAGGGCGCAGGGAGGAGGCUACGGAGACGGACGCUUGGUUUUGGUGAUUUUGUUGGGAGGAAAUAACUCUAUGUGCCUCUUGAGCAUAUGCAGAAAUUGUCAAGAACACAACAUAGGGGAAAUGGGCAUUGUUGGUCAGCUGACUUUUUUGCACCGCAAUGCCUCUCUGGAGACCUCUUCCAGGUUCUACCCUUACUGUGUCUGUCAUCUCAACCCUGCGAAGGUGGACAAGGGUUUGGAAGCGCUGACUCUGCAGCAUUGUUUAGCUUUUAAAAGUUUCCAGAGGUGAACAAAGAGAAAGAGCUGACCCAGGCAUAUUGUUUAUUUAACUAGUGUGAUGAUUCUUUAAAAAAAAAAAAAAAAACAGGAACAUAGGAAAUAAACAUCCCAUGUACUUUGAACAUUACAAACAUGGGUAGAUAAAUUCCAAUAGCAAGCAUCAGAAAAUAAGUGGUACUGACAGAGAGGGAGGAAAGGUUUGUCCUUUUUAUUUAGUGAUGAUGUGAAUGCUGGAGAAUUUCGGUCCCUUUGUGGAACCUUUUGCUGCAAUGACAAAAUAAAUGUUAGGGUUGAGGGGAGAUGAGCACCAGGACUGUAGGGGGCAGGGAAGAGACAGAGCGGUGUGUGUGUGUGUGUUUCUGUGUGUGUGUGUGCUCAGAUGCUGCUCAUGAGGAAGAGGAUGAGGGUGGAGAACUGCACUUUUGGUACCACGGAUAUCGUGACUGUGUAAUGUAAUCUAUGAUGAAAACACACUAACGCUCGCAGUAUUGAAUGAUGCAGUCUGACGGAAAAAAAACAAAAAAAAAACAA
Messenger RNA from Cynoglossus semilaevis (tongue sole), 10425 nucleotides. RefSeq names its product ash1 (absent, small, or homeotic)-like (Drosophila) (gene ash1l). The record is from RefSeq and is a predicted model, not a curated record. The transcript is spliced from 27 exons. The coding region runs from base 835 to 9681 and encodes 2948 amino acids. Lineage: Eukaryota; Metazoa; Chordata; Actinopteri; Pleuronectiformes; Cynoglossidae. Gene Ontology annotation, molecular function: protein binding; chromatin binding; histone H3K4 methyltransferase activity. Gene Ontology annotation, cellular component: nucleoplasm; nucleus. Gene Ontology annotation, biological process: regulation of DNA-templated transcription.